AUGGCGAGCAGUCUCAAAACAGCUGAACAAACAGAUGAAGCUUCAAAAGAACGAUUUGAUUAUCAACGUCUCAAUAUUCAAAGAACGCAAAAUGUUCUUCUUAUUUGGUUAGAUAGUAGCAUUGAUGAGGCUAAUGAAGAUUGUCAGAACACUAUCGCCGAACUGCAACAUGUUAUGAAUGCUGUUAGUAUAUACACUGAUAGUGAUCAAUGCAUUGAAUUCCUCAAAACUAUCAAAGAUCAUAAGGUGUGCAUGAUAAUUUCAGGAUAUCUUGGUGAACAAAUUGCACCUCGUCUACAUGAUAUAUCUGAAGUAGACUCUAUUUUUAUUUUUUGUGGUAACAAAAAACAACAUGAACAAUGGGCUAAACAGUGGUCUAAAAUCAAAGGGGUUUUCACUGAAAUCAAACCUUUGUGUGAAGCUCUCAAACAAGCAGCUCAAGAAUGUGAACAAAAUGCUAUAUCGAUGAGUUUUGUGCCAUCUGACAAAAAAUUGGAUCAACUAGACUCAUCUUUUAUGUAUACACAAAUCUUAAAAGAGAUCUUAUCUACCAUCAAAUUCGACGACAAUCAUAUUCAAGAUUAUUUGAACUGUUGUCGCGAAAUUUUUGUUAAUAAUAAAGUGGAGCUGAACAAUAUUAAACAACUCGAAGGGGAAUAUCAUGAUAAAACACCAAUAUGGUGGUACACCUGCGAGACCUUCUUGUAUCCCAUGCUCAAUCGUGGAAUACGCAUGAUGGAUGGUAAUAUAAUGACAAGAAUGGGCUUCUUCAUUAAUGAUUUACAUAAACAGAUCAAAAAAUUACACAAAGAACAACAAAUUACUGAAAUCUUUACAGUUUACCGUGGGCAAGCUCUAUCGCAGGCACAUUUUGAACAACUAAAGCAAGCAAAGGGUGGAUUAAUGUCAUUUAACAGUUUCUUAUCUACCAGCAAAAUUCGAAAAGUUUCACUUAGUUUUGCUCAAUGCGCUGCAAGCAAUCGAGAUUUAGUUGGAAUUCUUUUCGUGAUGACAAUUGAUCCGAAUCAAUCAACAACACCAUUUGCUUUAAUUAGUGACAUUAGUGCUAUUUCAGUUGAAGAUGAAGUGUUGUUUUCUAUGCACAGUGUGUUUCGAAUUCACGAUAUUAAACCAAUGGAUGGAAAUAGCAAACUCCUUGAAGUGAGUUUGACUCUUACUAGCGAUAAGGACGAACAAUUAAAUGCACUUACUGAGCGCAUACGAGAAGAGAGUUUUCCAGACGAAGAGGGCUGGGCAAGAUUAGGUUUCGCAUUAGAGAACAUGGGUCAAUUUGUCAAAGCUGAAGAGAUUUAUAAAAUGUUACUUGAUCAAAAAAUGGAGGAGAGUGAAAAAGCAGCACUUUAUCAUCGACUUGGCUGGAUCAAAAAUAAACAAGCAGAAUAUCAAGAGGCAAUUAAAUACUAUGAAAAAUCGCUAGCUAUUAAAGAGAAAACUCUUCCUCCUAAUCAUUUUCAAUUCGCUGUAUCAUACAACGACAUGGGUGUAGUGUAUUUCAACGUGCGUAACUAUUCAAAAGCACUCUCAUCUCAUGAAAAAGCGCUUGCAAUUCGACAACAAUCACUUCCUUCAGAUCAUCUUGAUUUGGCUAUGUCGUACAACAACAUCGGUUUGGUACAUGCCAACACAAAUAGCUAUUCAAAAGCACUUUCAUAUUAUGAAAAAUCGCUAGCUAUUAAAGAGAAAACUCUUCCUCCAAAUCAUCCUCAUUUGGCUACAUCUUACAACAACAUUGGUUCGGUGUAUUACAAUACGCGUAAUUAUUCAAAAGCACUUCCAUACUACGAAAAGGCUCUUGCAAUCACACAACAAUCACUUCCUUCAAAUCACCCUGAUUUGGUUUUAUCUUAUAACAACAUCGGUUUACUAUAUGAAAACAUGAAAAAUUACUCAGAAGCCCAUUCAUUUUUUGAACGAGCUGUACAAACUGCGCAACAAUCACUACCUUCAAAUCAUCCUUGGUCUCACCAAAUGAGAAGCAAUCUUCACCGUGUAAACAAUCUUCGACGUGUAAAAAGGAGAUAA
Adineta steineri is the source of this 2043-nucleotide messenger RNA. Lineage: Eukaryota; Metazoa; Rotifera; Eurotatoria; Adinetida; Adinetidae. The record is from the annotation of a GenBank genome assembly.